AUGGCCGACGAAUUGGAUUACCUCUAUCCAGACUUUGAUCUAACGACACUUACCGUCCCCCGUCUCCGAUCCAUCCUCGUCAACCACGACAUCGCCUACCCUGCCUCAGCGAAGAAGGCCCAACUGAUCGGCAUCCUCCAAGAUGAGGUCCUCCCCCAAGCGCGCAAGAUCCUUCGCGACCGCGAACGGGUCCGACGUACAAGUGCUGGAAUCACAGAUAUGAGCAGCCGCGAGAACUCCGUGGCUAGCGACGCGAACGACAGGGACUCCAUGCCUCCACCAGCGACACCGUCGUCGGUCGCAUCUACAAGUCGUGGACAGCGGGGCACAUCGCGACGCAGCACCCGGCAUUCGACGGCUGACUUCGACGAUGGAACUGCCCCGGCUACUCCUGUCGCCGCUAAGAGCUCGAAGCGGACAAGUGUUGCUCGAUCAGUGGGCAAGCAUGCUCGCGCCUCCGACACGGAAACCAACGACGACAUGCUGGCUACCCCGGUUGCUGCUGGUCGUGGCUCGCCUCGGAAAUCUACGGCGCGGAAGGUCCGACGUAGUGAAGUUCUGCCUUCUACUGAGGCCGACGACUACAUUCCUGGUAUCAAAUCGGAACCUCACGAUGAAACUGGGUUCACGAAUGACAAUCCUUUCCAAAGUGGCAGCCCUUCUGAAACUCCUAGGAGCACUCGGGCGAGCUAUGAUGGUAGACGGAAGAGUGCUUCGCGCUUAUCUACUGAAAGCCCGGCUCGGGGUCGUGGGCUUCGGUCUCGGAAGUCUGCUACUCCUUCUAGCUUGAAGCAGGAGGAUGGGUACCAUGCUCCUAAGCGGGAAUCAUUUGAUUUUAUUUCUAAAUUGCAGCCCCCGCAGGAGGAAAGCGGAGAAGAUUCUGAAGAGGAAGAGGACGAGGAAGAUAGUGACAUGAGCGCCGGCGAAGAAUUCACACCUGAAGAGCAGCUCGCCAUGGAGAAUGAACAGUAUGCGCCGCAGAUCCAAGUCAGACGGCGCCCCCAGAAGCAGGGAGCCGUGGCCCGGAUAGCUCCUUGGCUUGUAAUUCUCUUGCUGGCCGGCAGUUUCGGGGCCUGGUGGCGCCGUGAGAAGCUUGAGAUUGGGUACUGCGGCCUUGGAAAGCCCACCUGGUCACUAGCCGAGACCAAAGUUCCCGAGUGGGCUAAUGUGUUGGAACCUCGAUGCGAGCCGUGCCCGAGCCAUGCCUUCUGCUACCCAGACUUUGAGGUCCGCUGUGAGAAUGAUUUCCUCCUCAAGCCCCAUCCUCUAUCCUUGGGAGGCCUUGUUCCCCUGCCACCAACAUGUGAACCCGACAGCGAAAAGGCGCGCCGUGUGAAGGCCGUCGCUGAUAAAGUCGUUGAGGAGCUCCGCGAGCGCCGUGCCAAGUGGGAAUGUGGUCAGCUGAAGGAAGAUGGCAAGGAUGCUCGUUCUCCUGACAUCAGCGAGACCGACCUCAAAGAAGAAAUUGCUAAGAAGCGCCGCAAGGGCUUGAGUGACAACGAGUUCGAUGAGCUCUGGAAGGGCGCAAUUGGAGAAGUCCUGGACAAAGAUGAAGUUGUCAGCAAGACCAAGCAACCUUCCGGUGACCUCGUCCUCUCCUCUACCUCCAUCGCACGCCUCCCCAUCACAUGUGCUAUCCGCCGUCACUUCCGACUCGCUCUCGUCGCGUAUCGACUCCCUAUUUCACUUCUAAUUUUGGUCAUCGGUCUCAUCGGCUAUGCACGCGCGCGUGUCUUAGCCCGCCGCUCUGAUAUUGCCCGUGUACCAGAGCUGGUCGCUACGACGCUCGACCGUCUUUCCACCCAAGCUGCACUUUAUGCCCACGGCAACGCCAAAGAGCCCUACAUUGCGAUUGGCCAACUUCGAGACGAUGUCCUUCGCUUUGAGCUUCGAGGCAAGCGCCGCGAGGAGCUAUGGCGUCGUGUCCAAAGUUUUGUUGAAGGCAACGCCAAUGUCCGCGCUGCCGUCCGUGAAGGACGUAGCGGCGAUGUUUCCCGAUCCUGGGAGUGGAUCGGUGGGAUCAACACCGUCAGUUCUCCGGAGCCGACUUCCCGCCCAGAGAGUACACGCUUUUCCCUUGGUUCGCCGUCUGAUAAUACUGCCGUGAACCCUCAUACCCCAUCGGGCGAAAUCAAAGCGGAGCCCGUUUCGAGUCCGAGAGAAUCCCGUCGUUGGGACGAGGGUCGUCCGAUCUACUGA
Molecule: messenger RNA, 2199 nt
Organism: Penicillium nucicola
Lineage: Eukaryota; Fungi; Ascomycota; Eurotiomycetes; Eurotiales; Aspergillaceae
Product: putative sister chromatid separation protein (Src1)
Exons: 2
Coding region: 1-2199 (732 amino acids)
Cellular component (GO): nuclear inner membrane
Molecular function (GO): chromatin binding
Source: RefSeq, a predicted model, not a curated record